Neopelma chrysocephalum (saffron-crested tyrant-manakin) is the source of this 3435-nucleotide messenger RNA. It is a transcript of the gene COLEC11, whose product is annotated as collectin subfamily member 11. The transcript has 9 exons. The coding region runs from base 1394 to 2227 and encodes 277 amino acids. The record is from RefSeq and is a predicted model, not a curated record. NCBI's taxonomy places the organism in Eukaryota, Metazoa, Chordata, Aves, Passeriformes, Pipridae.
GCUUGCUUACAGCAUGACCCCUCAAACCUUAGCUGGAAAAACUGCGAGGGAGGAAUAGUGGCAUAGGGUGGAGACAGAUAAUUCACAAGCCUUUUUUAUAGCUAUCAGAGCUACUGUCUUACAAAUAUAGCAGCUAUUCAUUAGGGAGUAUUAAUUGGUAUAGUCAUAAGUGCUACUCUCUAUUUGCUCUGGAAACUGAGAAGCGAUUUAUAUCUGUUGAAGUAUAAACUUCUGUAACAGUGGGGGGUGUUCUCAAAAUCCCACUUACCACAGGCAGCUGGCCCCAGUUUUUUUCCUGCUUGAACAUAUGUGGAGUACUGUGGUUUACCCAGGGCUCAAACUAGUCUAGCUGUUUAAGGUAAAAAUCAGAAUUGUUUAUGUAGAAGCUAUUUUUGAUAUCACAAAAGUGAUAUCAAAAGGUGUUUCAAAAAGAAAUAAUUCGUGAAGAUGCCUUCCAUGUGGGUAAUUUAGCACUUACGUUGUUGUGGAGUGUUGACAUGUGGCUCUGAAAUAGCUGCAUGUUUUACUCAAGUCAAGAAUGCUGCAGCCAAUUGCAAGAAUAGGGAGAAUUUCAGUAGGAAACUGUGUUAAUUAUCCAUGCAAGAUGUUCACACUUGCUGCUGUGUUUCAUAUGUUUUCAUAUCUGCUGAAGUAAAGCAAGAAAAGUGUUGUGCUGGGGCAGUGUGCAUGCAUGGCUUAGAGCUGAAUAGAUGUAAAUGGUUAAAAAGGGGUUCUCUGCUAGAGAGGAGGAGGGGAAAGUAAGAGUGCAUUCCCAAAAAAGUACAUUCCCAAAAUAAAAAGCUUACAUCAUGGACCUCUUCAGUUUUCCCACACUUCUUUCCUAAUUAUUGUCCUGCAGGACAGCUGAUCUAUUUCAAACAGGAAGCUGUUUACAGAUAACACUUGCAACUGUUUUGUCUGAUUUGUUGAACUGUCGAAAAGCAAAAGACAACCUCUUUUCAAAUUAAAAACUGUCAGACUUCUGUAAACAGCAGCAAUGAGGUUCAUCUGUGCAGUGUCCCUGCAGGCACAGAGCGUUUUGCAGUUCCCAUUUUCUCAGCAGCCAUAAGAAAUAAAACUGUGUGUGGGGAUAGCAUCAGGUACUCAUGUCAAUGCUUUAUAGGAAUGGGGCUGAACUGAGGUGGUUUAGACACAGGUUUUGGAAGAACUGACACCUACAUUUGAACCCUGGCUGUUUAAUUCUACUCUCCAGCUUGUCUGUCAAGAAACCUUAUCAUCAGUCUGCUGGGUGCUCAUGCUGAAACUGCCUAAUUUCCAGGCUUUCAGCUGUGUAUCUGAACCACUUGGCUUGAAAGCCUCUCUGUCUGAUCUUCUGAAUCCUGAAGUGCCCCUGCUACAAAAAAAAGGAGUCAGUGACCUGUAAGUGCUCAUUAUGAAGAGAGAUCUGGUUUUCUUGGUGACUCUAAUUAGCCUUGCCUUCCUGUCACUACUAAGGUCUGGAUAUCCUCAACACAUUGCAGAGGAGUCCUGCUCUGUUCAGAUUCUUGUUCCAGGCCUCAAAGGGGAGGCUGGAGAAAAGGGGGAGAAAGGUGCUCCAGGUCGUCCAGGCAGAGUUGGACCUCCAGGAGAAAAAGGAGAAAUGGGGGACAAAGGACAGAAAGGCAGCAUAGGACGGCAUGGAAAAAUUGGUCCUAUUGGUUCAAAAGGUGAAAAAGGAGAUAAUGGUGACAUAGGACCACCAGGUCCUAAUGGUGACCCAGGCAUCCCCUGUGAGUGCAGCCAGCUAAGGAAGGCUAUUGGUGAAAUGGAUAUCCAAGUAGCCCAGCUGACAACAGAACUAAAAUUCAUAAAAAAUGCACUGCCCUCCUCCGCAGCUGUUGCUGGUGUGCGUGAGACAGAUAAUAAGAUAUAUCUGCUGGUGAAGGAAGAGAAGAGAUACAAGGAAGCCCAGCUCUACUGUCAUGGAAGAGGAGGGACGCUGAGCAUGCCCAAGGAUGAGACUGCCAACAGUCUGAUUGCCUCGUACAUCAACCAAGCUGGGCUCACCAGAGUCUUCAUUGGGAUUAACGACCUAGAGAAAGAGGGAAAUUUUGUCUAUUCCGACCGGUCACCCAUGCAGACCUUCAACAAGUGGCGCAGCGGGGAGCCCAACAAUGCUUACGAUGAGGAGGACUGUGUGGAGAUGGUGGCCUCUGGAGGGUGGAACGAUGUUGCAUGUCACAUUACCAUGUAUUUUGUGUGUGAAUUUGACAAAGAAAAUGUCUAAGCUUCUCUGCUCUUUCUUUAUUUGAAGAAAAGUUUUUAAGCCAAUUUUACAGGUUACUCCAUGUUUAUGAGUUCAAGUGGCAUUUUGCAAGUAUGUGGCACCAAUGUUGUACAGCUGUAAAUACAAUUUAGGUAUUUCAAAUAUCAGUAUUUACCCUUCAGAAGGGAAGAGCAGUAAUAAGACAUAGCUUGGGUUUUUUUUUUUCUGUAGGAAAAUAUAUAUAUUUAGAUAAAAAUGUGGUUUGGGGCUAAAUUUUGCCCUUACAACAGUUAACAAAUGUGAUUACAUGACUGUAAGGGAAGGCAGAAUUUGGCCUCUAGUUGUUAGAAUGAUUAGAAUUAGAUUCCUGAUAUUCUUUUAUCUUAGCAAAAUUUGUAGUUAUAAAUGUUAAUUGCUUGUAGUCCUACAGGGAUAUUUCAGCAACAAGACAAAUAUUUUGUAUACUCCAGUUAAUUAGUACAAAUAUUACUGUAGGUUUGUUGGUUGUUAAAACUUUUUUUUUUUUAAACAGCCAAAGCAAGCCAAGAAAUAGGAAGUCCUACCAAUUUUGUAAUGUUUCUUUAUUAAACUGUUCACAGAUGUAUGACGAGAAAGCGUUUAAGUAAACUGGGUUUAAGUGCUGAGGGAGGACAAAGUCUAGAGAAAGGUGUCCCUGCCCCCAGCAGAGGGUUAGAACUAGAUAAACUCUAGGGUCCCUUCCAACCCAAACCAUUCUAUGAUUCCAUGAUUCUAUGAUAUAAAAGUUCUUAUAAUUUAGUACUUAAAGAGGGUUCCCAUCCAGAUGGUGUUUUGGAGUUGGCUAAAGGGAAAACUAAGAUUAUGCUUUUCUGCAUUCCUUAGUUGAGAAUGAUUCAGUGCAUGAAGUAUUUCAGACCCCAGAUAAUUUCUUAAAGUAAGCACGUUUCACAUUAAGAUGAUCUUGGUGCAUCUUGUUACAAAACAAGCAAAAUACUAGCCCUCCACAAUUUAAGGCAGAUUUCAUAAAUAGACAAUGAAGCUCAUAGAAACGCUUUAGCUAGCAGAUCCUUUUGGCAGGAAAACAGCUUACAUGUUCACAGAGCUUGUAAGGAUGAUCCCCUGAAAGGAAGAAAAGUUUCCAAAAUUUUCCUGAUCCUGUAUAUAGCAGUAAUAAGUAACUUUGCACAAAUAAUUUAUGUACCAAAUUUACAAUUACAUGUGAUGGAAAAUGUGAUGUAUAUUUAAAAAAA